This is a messenger RNA of Homarus americanus (American lobster), 849 nucleotides long. Its product is annotated as actin-binding protein IPP-like. The transcript is spliced from 6 exons. Lineage: Eukaryota; Metazoa; Arthropoda; Malacostraca; Decapoda; Nephropidae. The annotation marks the transcript as partial. Gene Ontology annotation, molecular function: protein binding. The record is from RefSeq and is a predicted model, not a curated record.
AUGCUGUUCAUGCCCCGUGCUGUACUUGUUGGUACAGACUUUCUCAAGAGCGAACUUGAUCCAUCCAAUGCUUUGGGAAUUUACAGAAUGGGUAUAGUAGAACAUCGAGGUCUCAUUUACAUUAUGGGUGGAUAUACCGACACUGACAACGCCCUGCGUGAUCUUCUCUCAUACAAUCCUGUGACUGGGGAGUGGAAGAAUCUAGCACCAAUGCUAGGUGGACCAUGUGACACGAUAUGUGUUGCAGUUUUGAAUAACUUUCUGUACGUAGUAGGUGGUACUGAGUUGGAGGAAAUGGAAAGAUAUUCUUUUGAACAGGCGGUGACAGUAGAAAUGAUGUUGAUGGACAGCAUGGGUAUAGUAAAACAUCGAGGUCUUAUUUACAUUAUUGGUGGAUAUACGGACACUUACACCUUCCUGUGUGAUCUUCUCUCAUACAAUCCUGUGACUGGGGAGUGGAAGAAUCUAGCACCAAUGCUAGGUCCACCAUGUAACACGAUAGGUGUUGCAGUUUUGAAUAACUUUCUUGGAUAUAUGGACUUUUACAACCCCAUGCAUGAUCUUCUCUCAUACAAUCCUGUAACUGGGGAGUGGAGAGCGCUAGCAGGACGUGCUCCACCUCGCUACAACUACAUGGGUGUUGCAGUUUUGAAUAACUUUUUGUAUUUAGUGGGUGGCCUUCUUUUUAAUGAAGAAGCGGAAAAAUCACUAGAAAGAUAUUCUUUUGAACAGAACAAAUGGUUUAAGUGUUCACCAAUGAAUUUUGAUCGAAGUAUCCCAGCAGUUGUUGCCACAAAUUCUCUGUUAUAUGUCAUAGGAGGUCACCGUCAAAAUUACCUUAAUAGACUG